CACUUCACUGACACACGAUCGCACCGCUGCGAACGAAUCUUUUCUCUCACAUAAAAAUAUCCCAGCAAACCCUAAUUCUCAAGUAUAUAUAAAAACCCUAGGCCGCGAUUCCUCACAACUCUUCUCUCUCCCUCUCUCUUAAACCCUACAGCUUAGGGUUUACGACCUCUUGCAGCAGCCAAACAUUUCCAAGCUUUCUCUUUCCUCUCCACAUGGGUAAAUCAAGCAAGAAAUCCACCAAAGUCGAUGCAGCUCCUGCUGUAGUAGCACCCACCAAAUCCGCCACGAAGCCAGGCAAGAGAGAAGCCGAAGAGGCGAUUCAGAACCUAGCGAGUGCUAAGAAGCAGAAGAAAGACGUCGUCGCGGAGAAGAAGGUGGAGACGAAGAUCCAGAAUAUGAGUAAGAAAGAGGAAACCACUGAUGAGGAUACUAGUGCUUCUGAGUCCGAAGAGGAGCAAAAGGUUAAGGUAGCACCGAAGAAGGGAGGAAUACCAGCAAAGCCAACGGCUGAAGAAGACAGUGAUGAUGAUUCAUCUUCAGAUGAAGACGCUCCUGUCAAAGCCGGGGUGACUUCAAAGAAGCAGCCGGUGGCCACUUCUAAAAAUGGCAAUGUUCCGGCUAGUAAAGGCAAGUUGCCUUGCAGUUCAUCAGACGGCGAAUCAUCAGACGAGAGUGAAUCGGAAGAAGAUGAAAAACCAAAAGGCAAGGUUGCUGCCCCUGUGAAAAAGUUGCCGGUGCCUUCAGCUAAGAAUGGAAAUGUACCCACGAAGAAAGCAGAACCUAGUGAUGAUUCUGAGUCGGAUGAUAGUGAGAGCUCAGAUGAUGAUGAGGUCGCUGCAGCACCUAAAAAGGUGGAAAAUAGUGAUAGUGAUAGCGACAGUGAAUCUGAGGAAGAUGAGGCCCCAGCACCCAAAGUUGUACCUUCAAAGCGUCCACCUUCAGCUGCUGAAACCAAGGUAUCCAAACAUAAAAAAACAAUCACUAAAGCUGCGGAAAGUGAUGAAAGUAGUUCUGACGAAAGUGAUGAUGAAGAACCACAAAUGAAAAAAAUGAAAGCCCAGCCUAGCAGCAGUGAUGAUGAAAGUUCCGAGGAUAGUUCUGACGAUGAGGCUCCAAAGACACAAAUGGUAAAGAAGGCCGCGCCAGUUUCGAAGAAAGUCAGUGAAUCUGACGAGGAGUCUGAGGAGGAAGACAGUUCUGGCGAAGAAGACACUUCAGAGGAAGAAGAACAACCUUCUAAGACUUCAAAGAAAAACGAGAGAGAUGUAGAAAUGGUUGAUGCAGUAUCCCCCAAGACAAAUGUGAAACCUGCAAAGAAAGCUGCUCAAUCCCCAGUUACUCCCCAAGUUCAAACUGGAGGACCGAAGACCUUGUUUGUUGGCAACCUAUCAUUCUCUGUUGAGAAAACUGACAUAGAGAACUUUUUUAAAGGUGCUGGAGAAGUUGUAGACAUUCGCUUUUCUUUUGAUCGAGAUGGAGGUUUUAGGGGCUAUGGCCAUGUGGAAUUUGCCACAGCAGAAGAUGCUCUGAAGGCUCUUGAGCUGAAUGGUCGGGAUUUGUUGGGUCGUAAUGUGAAACUUGAUCCGGCAAAGGAAAGGGGUGCCUACACUCCAGCUAGUGGAAAUGAGAGAAGCUCGUACCAAAAAGAAGGGAGAGGCCAAGUGCAAACUCUGUUUAUCCGUGGUUUUGAUAAAAGCAGUGGGUUGGAUCAGGUUAGGAGAGCCCUGGAAGAGCAUUUUGGUACUUGUGGAGAGAUUUCUAGGUUAUCCAUUCAAAAGGAUUAUGACACUGAUGAGCUUAAAGGGUAUGCUUACAUGGACUUCACAGACAGUGACAGUUUUAACAAAGCUCUAGAACUCAGUGGAUCUGAGCUAGAAGGCUGUGCCUUGACCGUGCAAGAGGCAAGGCCAAGAGGAGAUGGUCGCGACAGUUCCAGCGGCAGAGGUGGUCGCGACAGUUCCAGCGGCAGAGGUGGUCGCGGCAGAGGUGGUCGAGGCAGAGAUGGUGAUCGCGGCAGAGGUGGUCGUGGUUUUACUCGGGGAAGAGGUGGACGAGAUGGUGGUCGCAGUGGUGGCGGCAGCUUCAGUGGAGGCAGAGGACGUGGUGGGCCUAGUAGGCUUAGCAUGGCUACACCUGGUACUGGGAACAAGACCAAAUUUGAUGAUUAGUAGGAUUGGCAAUGGAGGGAUAUUCCAGAAGGAUUCCUGAAAAAGACUUAUUUUAUUACUAUGUUUUUCUUCUGAGUUUUUAUUUUUCAUUCCAGUUUACAGUAUCGUUUUUGAGAGUGUUGUGUGCAAAGAUUGGCUUUGCGCCAGAAUUAUUCAUGUUUUUUAGGAGCUUGCUACCAAAUCAUACAUGACAUACUCUACUACCACCCUAAGUUUUUGCACUUGGUAUU
Molecule: messenger RNA, 2398 nt
Organism: Rhododendron vialii
Lineage: Eukaryota; Viridiplantae; Streptophyta; Magnoliopsida; Ericales; Ericaceae
Product: nucleolin 2-like
Exons: 19
Coding region: 213-2168 (651 amino acids)
Molecular function (GO): RNA binding
Source: RefSeq, a predicted model, not a curated record